UAAAAAAAAAAAACAAGUCCUAGAAAGAAGAAGCUUUUACAAUAGGGACUGUUCUGUUCUGCCUCAUUUGCUGCAGAGCUAACCUCGAGUGAAGCUGUAGAAGUAGGGGAGAAAUUUUCUUCCUUUGAAUAUCUUAUUUAUAACCCAACUGGUCGUUUCAGAAGCCAAAUCUCUUCCUUUGAAUCUUCUGGAAACUGGGGCGUUGUUGAGUCUGAUGAAUCGACUUCAAAGGCUUCUCCUUUCUGCUCCUAGCUUAUCUUCACCAAUCACACCUCCUUUGUGCCGGUUUCAGGGUUUCUAUUGUGAUCCUCUGAUGCUCUAAAGGUGGGGCUUUUCUAUUUGCUUCUGCCUCUUAACCUAUCGCAUUCGUCAAAAUUUGGAUUUUGAGUUUGGGUAAUAGAUGCCAAUAUUUAAGAGCGAAGCUUGCGGUGUUCACUUUGAUUAGGUUUGGUUAGUAGACACUGAUAUGGCUAUGAUACGGGAUUUAUUUGGAAUUCUGGGUACUAAGUAUGCUCCAUUGUUAAUCAGAAGAUUCUCACUUUGGUCUACGAAGAAAGACCCUGAUCUCGAAUCUGCUCUCUCGCGUAACAAGAGAUGGGUAGUUAACAGUAGGCUCAAGAACAUUAUCUUAAGGUGCCCCAACCAGGUUGCAUCGGUUAAGUUUCUACAGAAGAAGUUUAAGACUCUUGAUCUGCAGGGGAAAGCCUUGAAUUGGCUUAAGAAGUACCCUUGUUGUUUCCACGUUUAUCUCGAGAACGAUGAGUAUUACUGUCGUUUAACGAAACCCAUGAUGACGCUUGUGGAAGAAGAAGAGUUGGUCAAAGAUGCCCAAGAGCCUGUGCUCGCUGAUAGGCUUGCAAAGCUGCUUAUGAUGAGUGUUAAUCAGCGCCUCAAUGUGGUGAAGCUUAACGAGUUUAAGCGGAGCUUUGGAUUCCCUGAUGAUUAUGUUAUCAGGAUACUACCAAAGUACUCAGAUGUUUUCCGAUUAGUGAACUAUAGUGGCAGGAAGAGUUCAAUGGAGAUCGAGCUUGUGUUGUGGAAACCUGAGUUGGCUGUUUCUGCAGUGGAGGCAGCAGCAAAAGACUGUGGCUCUGAGCCUAGUUUUUCAUGCUUUUUACCUUCCACAUGGACCAAACCAUGGGAGAGGUUCAUGGAGUUUAAUACCUCUCCUUACAUAUCUCCGUAUGAGGAUCAUGGGGAUCUUGUCGAGGGUUCAAAGGAGAGUGAGAAGAGAAGUGUCGGUUUGGUGCACGAGAUACUCUCGUUGACGCUGUGGAAGAAGCUGUCAAUCGUAAAGCUGAGUCAUUUCAAGAGGGAAUUUGGGUUGCCAGAGAAGCUAAAUUCUAUGCUUCUGAAACAUCCAGGCAUAUUCUACGUCGCUAACAAGUAUCAGGUUCACACUGUGCUUCUUAGAGAAGGAUACAAUGGCGCGGAAUUGAUUCACAAGGACCCGCUCGUUGUUGUAAAGGAUAAAUUUGGGGAACUGAUGCAGCAGGGCUUGUAUGAGUAUAAUCACAGGCGAUAUUUGGCUAAUCUAGAGAAGAAGAGAGAGAAAGGUAUUGAAUCUUUGAAGCCUGUGGUGCGAAAGAAAGACAGGAUUGAUGAUGGCGAUGAUGUAAAUGAACAAGAAAACCAUGGCGAUCGACCAGGAGGUCUGUUUGAUACAGAAGAGAGAAAAAGGUUCUAUCAGAUUCUCUUCAGUGACACCCGAUAAGAGCAUUCUGGUAUAGCUGAAACAUUAUUUGCUGAGAAUUGCUGCAUCUCAAUAACUCUUGGGACGGACAGCUUGGUUUUGGAUAUGAUUUAAGAGCAUAUUGUGAUUUCUGUAAAGUUAAAGACUUUAUAGAGUAUAUUGGGAUCUCUGUAAACGUCAAAGUCACAAACCUCUUGACAGUGAUAUUUUUUUUGGUUCGUA
This is a messenger RNA of Capsella rubella, 1915 nucleotides long. Its product is annotated as protein WHAT'S THIS FACTOR 1 homolog. Gene Ontology annotation, molecular function: RNA binding. Lineage: Eukaryota; Viridiplantae; Streptophyta; Magnoliopsida; Brassicales; Brassicaceae. The transcript has a single exon. The record is from RefSeq and is a predicted model, not a curated record. Bases 467 to 1714 code for a protein of 415 amino acids.